CCGAGAACCGGCAAUUGUAUUUCCCUGACACAACGAUCAUGGAGAUCACUAUAUCCGCUCUCCCCGGACCCCGCACUCACUAUAUCCGCUCUCUCCCCGGACCCCGCACUCACUAUAUCCGCUCUCCCCGGACCCCGCACUCACUAUAUCCGCUCUCCCCGGACCCCGCGUUCACUAUAUCCGCUCUCCCCGGACCCCGCGCUCACUAUAUCCGCUCUCCCCGGACCCCGCGUUCACCAUAUCCGCUCUCCCCGGACCCCGCGCUCACCAUAUCCGCUCUCCCCGGACCUCGCGUUCGCCAUAUCCGCUCUCCCCCGGACCCCGCGUUCGCCAUAUCCGCUCUCGUCCCGGACCCCGCGUUCGCCAUAUCCGCUCUCCCCCCGGACCCGCGUUCGCCAUAUAUCCGCUCUCCCCGGACCCCCUGUACCCCGCGUUCGCCAUAUCCGCUCUCCCCC
Molecule: messenger RNA, 455 nt
Organism: Staurois parvus
Lineage: Eukaryota; Metazoa; Chordata; Amphibia; Anura; Ranidae
Source: the annotation of a GenBank genome assembly